Varroa destructor (honeybee mite) is the source of this 2272-nucleotide messenger RNA. It is a transcript of the gene Polr1H, whose product is annotated as RNA polymerase I subunit RpI12. Gene Ontology annotation, cellular component: RNA polymerase I complex. NCBI's taxonomy places the organism in Eukaryota, Metazoa, Arthropoda, Arachnida, Mesostigmata, Varroidae. Gene Ontology annotation, biological process: termination of RNA polymerase I transcription; DNA-templated transcription. The record is from RefSeq and is a predicted model, not a curated record. Gene Ontology annotation, molecular function: zinc ion binding; nucleic acid binding.
ACAGAAGUGCUUGCGUGUUUGUGAAGAUUAUUACAUACCAAUAUGUGCACUGAUAUUAAAGGAUAUUGAUAUGGAAUAAAAACUACAUACCAGAUGCAGAUAAAUCCAUUUUCAUUUUGUUUUUGCCAAAAGAUCAACUCCUAGAAUCUCUGUUGCCAUCGUUUAGUUGGAAUAUAUUUACUUUUCAACACAUCGUGCUUAUGAUUUUAACAGAAUGUGACACAGCAGAAAUAAUAGCAUAAAUGCAUGUGUUAUUGCGGUUUCAAGUUAUCGACAUUUGCUGUUCUUUAUAGAAAGAGGGAUCUCAAAAAAUAAACUGAACUUCAGCUUCUUGUAAAGUUGUGUUCUCACCAUUUUUCGCCGUGUACACUGCUGGAUCGUAAGCGUACUCUGUGACUGCAGUCAUUCAGUGGUUGAAAGCCAUUGGCGGGCAAAAAGCGACUGGUGUCAUUAUGGAGAACGGCAACGGUAGUGUUCGAAAUAGUAAAACGAAUGUAAUUUUUUCCGGAGAGCUGGAGUUUUGCUCUCUGUGCGGUAGCAUCUUGCCGCUGGCUCUGUCUACAACAGUGGUAACGUGUCGUUUGUGCGGCAACUCGGUCCCAAUUGAGAACUUUCACGGGAUGGAGACGAAAUCUGUUGUGAUCUUUAACGAUCGUGAGACCGCUCUGAAAGGCGCUGCACAGAAGGAACUAAGUAGUGCUGGAGAUGGCCCUAGUGUGGACAGAAUCUGCACAAACUGUGGUCGCGAGGGAAUGACCUAUGCCACCUUGCAGACACGUAGCGCGGAUGAAGGCCAGACGAUAUUCUACUCUUGUCCAGACUGCGGACAUCAAGAGAAUGAAAAUUCCUAAAUAAUUUAGAUAUAUCUAGACAAUAGUCGAUAAAUGCGUUGAAAAAAAGAUAAGUCAAUCGAUGCCAGGCUCCAUGGCAGCAUUUUAGAGAUUGUAUGAAGAACUACGGAAGUCCAUGUUUAGAUAUCUGUUAAGUGAUUCACUUAGUUAAUUUUAAUUUACAUAGUCCUAUGUAAUCACUUAAAAAACACACGAAUUACUGUCAAGUUCCAACGAAGUUUACUUGAAAAUGAUAAGUGUUUUUUUAUUUCAAUUUCAUCAUUCACAAAUUACACAUUUAACUUUUUCUGACGUAUUGUUUGUACGAAGAUCGUAUAUAACGUCUAUGUCGGUGCAUUCCAACAGUACAAGAUGAAUUGACCAGAUUUGAUGCACAUCAGCAUACAGAUAUCUUUUUUCCUUAAGCUAGCAUUUCCUUUUAACUUAAGUUAAACUUAACUGAAAUCUGUCAACUUCUAUGAUGUGCUUUGCCCUGCCAUUUGCUGUCACCUCCAGCUGCUCUGAAAUACAUCUUAUUUGUAAUAAAAUGCUUCACCGUAACGUGAGAAUAAAAUCUAUCCCUGAUCUAUCCCCAAGGAUUUGUUCUUUUUUACGUUGUUCUUGUUUAUCGAGCGUACAUUAAAACGUUAGUGAGUACACCGAUAAGGUUUUAGUAGCAGAUAUGCAUAAUCCGCAAUACGUCAAAUUCGAGAGUAUUGUGAUUUGAUUUACAAAUAUCACUACAUGAAUCCUAAGAUCUACAGAAUUUUUUACACAAAGGUUAUGGCGAGUAGUCCUUUUAGCGAGAAAUUUCCUCACUCAAAAGCUAGUUACACUCUUCAAUAUUUUCAUCGAUACCAAGGAAUUUCGUGCAUAUGUCCACCAUCUCACAGUGGAAACUAUCCAGAAAUAUGAGGUAAAACACUAUAGUUAUGUAUACUACCAGAAAAAGACAUCUUCCAACAUAAUGAUACAUUGUAAGCAUUCGUUAUGCCAUCCCGUAUAAAAUGUAACGCUUAUUGACCGGCAUAAAUAUAAACAACAUUAAGAUUUAACUUUCGCAUGGGCUUUAUGCUUGGCAGGACUCGUACUGCAGCAUCAAUGUAUUCCACGUUAAGUACGAACCUAUUUAGCAUAUUGAUUUUGACAUUAUGUGCGAAACUGAUAAUAAUGACGUUUCCCAUUUUUUGACUCUGUGUUCGCUUCACCAGUGCACAAACGUAACCAUUGCAAUAAAACACCGUAGGAUAACGAAUAGUAAUGGAACUGGCACUGACUGAAUAAAGAGCGCACUAUGACAAAUAAAAAUAUCUGUAAAAUAAUAAAACUAAUCGAGAAAGGCAUGUUAAAUAAAGGCCUUUAGUUUUUGUAGAAUAACCAAAUCUAUAGCAACAACUGUGGCGCAAAAUUCAGCGACUUCAGCGGGUAAAGAAAAGUAAGUG